AUAAUUAACCAGUAUAUGCUAAAGUCUAGUUUAUACACUGAUCUUGAUAUUUCGCAACAAUUAGCAAGACAUAUCUAUAGUACAAACAAACCGGAUAAUGUUUUACAUCUCAUCACUUUAGGUUCAUCUCUUUCAAUUUUAUCAAAAAUAUAUCCAAUCGAUUGUAUGAUUGACUUACCCGAUUUACGACGGGUUGUCGGAUACAGCGAACCACAUGACUUGGAGGAUAUAAAUUACAUUAAUGCUUGUCAAUCUAAUUCGAGAGGUGAAAUUAUUAAGGGCAACUGCGUAGUUAUACCUGAUUAUUUGUUACACGAAUCUGGAACUUUAGAAGAGAUUAAAGUUUAUAAUACACAGUCGACAAACUUAUUACAAACGAAUGAUAAUGUUCCGUUGACUCGUUUUGUAGAGAUCCUAAAAUGUCUUGCGGAGGUUUUUCAACUCAAGAUGAUAACGAUUCAAGUAAAGUCGCUUUUAAUAGGGACAAAAAAUUGUAUUUCAAUUUUUAAACGUACCUCGAAUUGCAUGAAAAUGAGUGUAUAA
Messenger RNA from Funneliformis caledonium, 543 nucleotides. The record is from the annotation of a GenBank genome assembly. NCBI's taxonomy places the organism in Eukaryota, Fungi, Glomeromycota, Glomeromycetes, Glomerales, Glomeraceae.